GCGUCUCUGUGCGUUCAUGGUUUCUAUUGGCUAUCUCCCCUGUCAAUCAACAGGGGAAAAAAGUACAGCCGUUGCUGCAUGUUUUGUUGACAUCAUCCCAAACACAAUUGCAAACUUCACGACCGAAUCACUUAAAUGGCUACAGGUUACCGCAAAGCAGCUUCUUCGGCGAGCCAAAAGAAGAAGACUGUAGAUCUGACUGAGGAGCAAAAGCAAGAAAUCAAAGAGGCGUUCGAACUCUUUGACACAGAUGGCAGUGGGACCAUAGACGUGAAGGAUCUAAAGGUUGCCAUGAGAGCGCUGGGGCUUGAACCAAAGAAAGAAGAGAUCAAAAAGAUGACUGCAGAAAGUGAAAGAGCGAGCUCUGGAACGAUUGAAUUCCGUGACUUUGUCAGUAUGAUGACAGAGAAAAUGAGUGAAAUAGACUACAAAGAAGAAAUAUUGAAGGCGUUCCGGCUGUUUGAUGACGACGGCACGGGGAAAAUCUCAUUCAAAAAUCUCAAGAGAGUUACGAAGGAGCUGGGUGAGAACCUCACAGAUGAAGAAUUAAAGGACAUGAUCGACGAGGCGGACCAGGACGGUGACGGGGAGGUCAACGAGAAGGAGUUCUUGAGGAUAAUGCACAAGACCAAGCUUUACUGAACCCCCCCCCCCCCCCCCCCCCCCCCCUCCUCCUCCUCCUCCUUUUGAUUCUUUUUAACAGUUUGCGUUGUGACUUUUCUCUGUAGUUAGAAAUAAAUGUUCUGAGAUGCCGUAUUUUUUGCACCGAUUUUUUUUCUUCUACUUUUCCAGAAAAAUAAAUAUAUUUC
Molecule: messenger RNA, 809 nt
Organism: Pungitius pungitius (ninespine stickleback)
Lineage: Eukaryota; Metazoa; Chordata; Actinopteri; Perciformes; Gasterosteidae
Exons: 5
Coding region: 136-642 (168 amino acids)
Biological process (GO): centriole replication; mitotic cell cycle
Cellular component (GO): centriole; centrosome
Molecular function (GO): calcium ion binding
Source: RefSeq, a predicted model, not a curated record